AUGACGAUGCCUCUAAUCGUUCGAAUUUCUCAAUAUUUUGGAUUUGUGGCUACCGAAAUUUCCACAUUGUUGCUACUGUACUUAAUAAUCACAAAAGGUGCCAAAAAAUUAGGAACAUAUAAAUAUGUCAUGCUUUCCUAUUCUGUAUUUUCUGUGAUUUAUGCAGUUGUGGAGAUUUUGACACAGCCGUAUCCCGACGAAUCCGGUCAGAUGUUUAUAAAUUAUUCAGAUUUUGCUUCAUGCUUUGGAAUUUGUGGAAUUAUGGGACUUUUCAUUACGAUCAUACUGAUCUGUGGAUUUUUGACAUUUCGAAAAAUGGAGAGUGUCGGAGCAACAAUGAGUUUUAAAACAAAGGAAUUGAAUAACCAAUUGUUCAGAACUUUAGUCGUUCAGACAAUGGUCCCAAUUCUGACCAUGUUUACCCCUGUUGGAUUGCUAGUAAUCUUUCCAAUGUUCUCAAUAAAUGUCGGAAAGUUUGCAAAUGCUCCCAGCUUGAAUGCUGGAAUCUAUCCGGCGCUAGACGCAACCAUUGCAAUUUUUAUGAUUCGCGAUUUCAGGGAUGUUGUCAUUUGUCGCCGAGGACGCAGAGUGACAUUCAUAACCAACACUUCCGCUGCACAAUAUUCAGUUACUGCGGAUAUUUGA
Caenorhabditis briggsae is the source of this 645-nucleotide messenger RNA. Gene Ontology annotation, biological process: olfactory behavior; G protein-coupled receptor signaling pathway. The transcript is spliced from 5 exons. Bases 1 to 645 code for a protein of 214 amino acids. Lineage: Eukaryota; Metazoa; Nematoda; Chromadorea; Rhabditida; Rhabditidae. The record is from RefSeq and is a predicted model, not a curated record. Gene Ontology annotation, molecular function: G protein-coupled olfactory receptor activity.